GCGUUAAAUAUAUCGUCACGCUUGUUCGGUGGAAAGAAGGCCGACGACACCUGUGAGGCUGUGACGCCCAGUAAACACCCCCUCUUCCUUUGAGUACGCUAACCCCCACAGGCAACUACUUGCUAUGGUAAAAGGUGGUCUCUGGUUGGAUCAUGCCUAAACUUCUAGGGCUCUAACCCCCCGCCACGGCCUCCAGUCGGAGCUGAGCCGACGGCUACCGGUUGUCGGCCAGAGAUGGCCCAGCAUUGAACUUCACAGCAUCGCCGUCAUAUAUACAGUACGCCCUGCGAGCACAAACUACAGAUACCGGCAGACCAAUCAAGCCAACAGCAUGUCUUGUGAAAACGAAACCUCAUCGUGCAACAACACCUGUGCCAAUCAGAACGGCCAUGUUGGCGAUAUUGAAGACUACAAGCUCGAGCUCGAGUCGUUGCGCAGACGCACCAUCGAACUCGAACAGAAACUAUCGGAGGUAGGCCUAGCAGAGAACGCCAAAGCGCCCAGCAAAUUCCGAUCAGCGGAAUGGUUCGCUGUCGGCGAUGCAGCCAACCCCGAAAUGGCGGCUCUGUACACCGACCGCUAUCUCAACUACGGCCUGACUCAAGAGGAGCUCAUGUCCGGCAAACCAAUUGUCGGCAUAGCACAGUCUGGCUCAGACUUGGCUCCCUGCAAUCGACACCACCUCGAACUAGCCAAGCGAGUCCGUGAAGGGAUACGCUCGGCCGGCGGCAUCGCGUUCGAGUUCCCGACUCAUCCCAUUCAGGAGAGCUCACGGCGACCGACAGCCACUUUGGACAGGAACCUGGCAUACUUGGGUCUGGUCGAGCUGCUUCAUGCAUACCCUCUAGACGGCGUCGUCCUGCUUACGGGAUGUGACAAGACCACGCCAGCGUUCCUCAUGGCCGCGGCUACAGUGAAUAUCCCAGCAAUCUGCCUGAACGUGGGACCAAUGCUCAACGGCCGCCUUUUUGGCACGAACGAUCGAAUCGGCUCGGGCACAAUCCUGUGGACAGCAAGAGACUUGCACGCGGCCGGUGAAAUUGACGACGAUAAACUCGUUGAGAUGAUUGCUGCCGGCACACCGUCUGCCGGCCACUGCAACACCAUGGGCACAGCCAGCACGAUGAACGCGCUAGCCGAAGCACUGGGCAUGGCUCUACCAGGUUCCGCCGCCAUCCCAGCCCCAUACCGAGAACGAUCGCAAUGCGCAUACAAAACAGGCAGACAGAUCGUCGAGAUGGUCCACGCGGACCGCAAGCCCAGCGACAUUCUGACGCGCGAGGCCUUUGAGAACGCCAUCGUCACCAACUCCGCCAUCGGAGGCAGCACUAACGCGCCCAUCCAUCUAUGCGCAAUCGCCAAACACAUCGGCGUCCCGCUCGACCUGAACGACUGGGACAAGCUAGGUUUCGACAUCCCACUCCUCGUCAACGUCCAACCAGCAGGCGAAAUGCUGUGCGAGGAAUACUACAAAGCCGGCGGCCUCCAAGCCGUCAUGGCCGAGCUCCUCGACCAAGGCAAGCUGCACGACCAGGCUCUGACCUGCAACGGCAAGACUGUGAAAGACAACGUCGCCGGGCGACACUCAUGGGACCGACGCACCAUCAAACCCUAUUCCGAACCCCUCAAGAAAGAAGCCGGAUUCCUGCACAUGACGGGCAACGUAUUCGACUCCGCAAUCAUGAAAACGUCCGUAAUAUCCGACGAAUUCCGUAAAAACUUUUUGGAGAACCCCGAUGAUCCCAACGCCUUCGAAUCGAAAGUGGCGGUCUUUGACGGCCGCGAAGAUUAUAUCGCACGUAUCAACGACCCGGCCACACCCAUCGACACGCGCACCAUCCUCGUCAUGCGCGGUGCCGGACCCAUCGGAUACCCCGGCGCCGCGGAAAUCGUGAACAUGCACGCCCCUCCGCACGUGCUGAAACAGGGAGUACACUCUCUCCCGUGUAUAGGCGACGGCAGACAAUCCGGCACCUCGGGCUCGCCGUCCAUCCUCAACGCCAGCCCCGAGGCCGCUGCAGGAGGUAAUCUCGCACUCCUGCGCGACGGGGACAUCCUGCGCGUGGACCUGACGAAACGCCGAGUCGAUAUGCUGCUGCCAGAAGAGGAGAUCAAGCGCCGGCGCGAAGAACUUGAGGCCAAAGGUGGGUAUGCCAUUGUUGAGACGCAGACACCAUGGCAGGACAUUUUCCGCCGUGAGACAGGACAGUUGCAUGAGGGUAUGGUCCUGGAGAGCGCCGUCAAGUAUCAACGGGUGGCGCAAAGGUGGCCUGCUCCCCGACAUAAUCACUAGUACUCUCUAGGCUUGCUUCAUCAAACCUGCCUUAUU
Molecule: messenger RNA, 2329 nt
Organism: Exophiala viscosa
Lineage: Eukaryota; Fungi; Ascomycota; Eurotiomycetes; Chaetothyriales; Herpotrichiellaceae
Product: dihydroxy-acid dehydratase
Exons: 4
Coding region: 332-2293 (653 amino acids)
Molecular function (GO): hydro-lyase activity
Source: RefSeq, a predicted model, not a curated record